Molecule: messenger RNA, 1071 nt
Organism: Photinus pyralis (common eastern firefly)
Lineage: Eukaryota; Metazoa; Arthropoda; Insecta; Coleoptera; Lampyridae
Exons: 1
Coding region: 1-1071 (356 amino acids)
Biological process (GO): proteolysis
Molecular function (GO): aspartic-type endopeptidase activity
Source: RefSeq, a predicted model, not a curated record
AUGGAAUUGGAUACGGGGGCAGCUGUGUCCACAAUUUCCGAAGCUAAAUUCAAGACAAUUUGCCCCAAUGCAAAAAUGAAUCCUACGUCAGUAAAAUUACGAACGUAUUCGGGGGAGAUAUUACACCCAAUUGGGUCUUCUGAAAUGAGAGUACAGUACGGAAAUCAAUCUACGCGCGCGAAUAUCUACAUUCUACCUCUCGAUGUUGAUACGAUAUUUGGGCGUGACUGGUUAACUGCGAUCAAAAUCGACUGGAAGGAUAUUCGGAAAAUCGAAAUGGCCGGAAACCCACCAGAACGUCAAGUUUUACUCGAUGAAUUCAAGGACGUCGUUACACCUAAAUUGGGAAAAGUCCCUAAUUACGAAUACUCUAUCAAGUUAUCGGAUCCUGAUACACAGCCUAUUUUUACGAAACCUCGUUUAGUUCCUUACGCACUAAAAGGCAAGGUCGAAGAAGAAUUGGACCGAUUGGAAAAAUUGGAAAUUAUUGAAAAAGUAGUACAUUCCACUUGGGGUACACUCAUAGUUCCAAUCGUGAAAAAGGACGGCACCAUACGUAUCUGCGCCGAUUUUAAGGGAACUAUAAACAAGAUAAUUAAGACGGGUCGCUAUCCAAUACCGAAAAUUGAAGAUAUUUUCAACAAAAUGAGAGGGGGAAAAUACCUCUGUUGUCUUGACAUACACCAAGCUUAUUUACAUAUGUCAGUAGAUGAGGAAACGUCCAUGUUACAAGCAAUCAGUACUCAAAAAGGAGUUUACAAGGUAAAACGCCUGAUGUUUGGCGUAAAGACAGCUUCAAAUGCGUGGCAAAGAUUUAUGGACCAAACUCUUCAAGAUUUGGACGGAGUAGUCUGUUUUUUUGACGAUAUCGCAAUACAGGGAGGAACACCCGAAGAGUUAUUGACAAAAUUGCGACAAGUUUUAGAGCGUUUACGCCAAUUCGACUUGCAUCUCAAUGGAAGGAAGUGUCAAUUUUUUAAAUCAAGUAUUUCAUAUUUAGGCCAUAGAAUCGACGGUGAUGGUCUACACACAACUACCGAGAAGAUUGAAGCUAUUGCUAAUAGUCCAUAG